Saprolegnia parasitica CBS 223.65 is the source of this 1167-nucleotide messenger RNA. RefSeq lists its product as hypothetical. The annotation marks the transcript as partial. The record is from RefSeq and is a predicted model, not a curated record. Lineage: Eukaryota; Oomycota; Saprolegniomycetes; Saprolegniales; Saprolegniaceae. The transcript has 4 exons. Gene Ontology annotation, molecular function: lipid binding.
CGCAUCGCAACCUUGGAUGCGCAUACAACCAUCGAUUACGUCGCGUACAAGCCGGUGCUUCUUGUGUCCGGUCGCGACUUUGUGACGCGCUUCCACUCGCGCGAGCUCAACGACGGGUCGAGUGUCGUCGUCGCCACCUCGACGACCCACCCGCUAUGUCCGCUCCGCGAGCCCGACACGAUUCGCGGCCACGUGCACUUGGCGGGUUGGCGCAUCAUACCACGCAGUGAGUCGCUUUCCGAGGUGUGGUUUUUCGUCAAGACCGAUCUCCGCGGUUCAAUUCCCGCACGCAUCUCGCAGCGUGUGCUCCUCGACCAAGGCUUUGCUUCGCGUCCGACGCUGCCAUCCGCUCUGUCUCUGGACAGCCCACCGGCGCGGCCUCCACCAACACUGCAAGACAUGACGUUGUUGGGCCUGGCCCAGUUUACGGCUCUGUUUUUAAGCCUCUUGUACGGCGCGCCGGCACUCUUCACAACGUACCUGGUCGAUACUCUCCACGACAUUUUCGUUUGGGGUCUGAUUGCGUGGAUGUGCGUGCGACUCUACCUGGGCCCGGCCACGGACAAUGUCCACCACGCUGGCUACGGGCACAUCUAUGCCGGCGUCGACAUUGACGUCACUGCGGCACUGGCGUUUCUGCUAGAGCCGUCACAGAAAGGCGUCAACCUUCGCGAUGUGGUCGUAGCCGCAGUCGCCCGCGUCCUAUGUACCAUGCCGCAUCUCAACAGCCAUAUUGUGCUCGGGAAGCAGUACCCGUCGCCUACAAUCGACGUCACGCUGGUAGCUCGCGGCCAGCACGACGAAAUGCUCGAGCCUCUGCCCCUCCACGAUCUCGCCACCGCCACUGCCCGCAGUGUCGCAGAGAACGUGCGCGCUGGCUUUGCCAAGCAGCAGAGUGACGGGACGAUCGCUUGUCGCCAGGCGUGGGCGCGUCAAGGACUGAAUCUCGACUGUACACGUGUGGGCGUCCCGCGCCGGGUACUUGGCCAAGCCCUCGUCGUUGAGCUCGAUGACGCGUACAUUCCGAUUGCGCCUUGGAUGCACGUGUCGCUGUUGGUCGUCCUCGGACCGCCGACGAAAAAGCCGGUCGUUAUCGACGACCAAACGGACGCUACAUCGAAGCAAGCGACGUCAGCCGCGUCACAGCUCUUCUCCGUGCGUACGUGA